AUGGAUCCUGAUCGCGGGGUCGACGAGCCCGUCGACCUGCGGGCGCUCGACUACGUCUCCAGCUACGACGAGCAUCUGAUGUGCCCCAUCUGCCAUUGUCCCUUUAUCCGCCCCGUUCGCCUGCAGUGCGACCAUGUCUUCUGCCAGAAAUGUCUGAAUUCUGCCAUCACCUCCGCCGCCGCUGGCCCGGACGACUUUCCCUGUCCGACCUGCCGCGCCCCCACCAAGGACAUCUUCAUGAACGUCCCGCGCCUGCUGAUCAACAUGUGCGAUGAUGUCCGCGUGCGCUGUCCGUUCUCGAGCGAGGGCUGCAAGGAAAUCCUGCCUCGGGGGCACGUUCAGUCCCAUGUCGACAAGUACUGCGAGUACAAGCUGCUGGACUGCCCGAGCCCGACGUGCUCGAAAAAGACCCGGAAGAAGAACAUGAGUUCGGAGCGGCGGUGCAUGCAUACGCUCUUCCGGUGCGAGGACUGCGAGGAGGAUGUGAUGGAGCAGGAUUUAGAGGAACAUCGAAAAGAGCUCUGUCCGAGUCUGCGAACGACAUGCCCCGACUGCGAGGCUGUGGUCUUCCGCAACGCCCUGGCAGAGCACAUCGACACCUGUCCGGAAGCCAUCCACCCGUGCCAGGCGUCCAAGUACGGCUGCAGUGCCAAACUCAAACGGGCUGAUCUCACCAUCCACGAACGGAGCUGCCCGUUGGUAACGAUCGGACCGUACAUCGAGGCCCAGAACUCGCGCAUCGACGCACUCGACAUGACGAUCCGGCAGCUGAGGCAGCGAAACGAGAUCCUCGAGGACGGGAUCGCCAACAUCCGCUCCACGCUGGUCGAAAGCGCCCGGUUCCUCCAGGACGGACGAGACGGGCGACGAAGCUCGCCAGGAGGACGGGGGCGAAGUCGCUCGCGGUCGUCGUCUCAGCCGCGGGCGUCGGAUUCGGCGAUCGACCGGUCAUCGAACCUGUCGUCGUCGAAUGCGAUGACGUAUUUGCUGUCGCUGCACGAGUCGCUGCGGGAGGAGGUAUCACGACUGUCGGUGGCCAUCUCGGAUCUGGACGCGCGCGCCAGCAUGGCGAUCAUGAACGAGAGCCUCCGGCUCAAGGAAGACAUGGCGCACACGAACGCGGCGGUCAACAGCAUCCGAAUGCAGAUCCACUGGCUGAUGAAUCCGCGUCUGCACCAGGGCCGGGCUGGGUCGACGGGCGACAGCCGCACGAGCACGACGACGGCGGGUCUGCGAUCUGCCAGCUCGGGGCCGAGCACGGCAGGACCGGCGACGGCAGGGUCAGCGACGGACAGGUUGACACCUCGCCGGCUCAGCGAUAGUGGGCGAGAGGGGACGAAGCUGUAG
Molecule: messenger RNA, 1347 nt
Organism: Rasamsonia emersonii CBS 393.64
Lineage: Eukaryota; Fungi; Ascomycota; Eurotiomycetes; Eurotiales; Trichocomaceae
Exons: 2
Coding region: 1-1347 (448 amino acids)
Molecular function (GO): zinc ion binding
Source: RefSeq, a predicted model, not a curated record